CCCAACGCGUGGCUGAAUGAAGGUGUGUAUAGCUAUAGUGUGCAGAAGGAGAGGAGGAAUUUUCUAAGAAACUCAGGACCCUCAGACCACCGAAACAGCACGAGGGGCAAAAAUACUCCAUUGAGCAAACAUGUCGUGGCUCUUUGGCUGGGGAAAAGGAUCCGGUACUCCCCCGACGGACGACCAAACGGCGUCCACCCCGGCCGAAGGGGGUUCGGGGGGUUCGGGAGGAGAUAAGCCGAAGGACAAAUGGAGUAACUUCGACCCAACUGGACUUGAACGAGCAGCUAAGGCAGCAAGAGACCUUGAUAAAUCACGCCAUGCAAAAGAAGCACUGGAUCUUGCUCGUAUGCAAGAGCAGUCUGUACAGUUGGAACAUCAGAGUAGAGUGAAGGAGUAUGAGGCUGCCUUGGAGCAACUGAAGGGGGAGCAGAUACGCCUGCAGGGGGAAGAGAGGCGGAAAACCCUCAAUGAAGAGACGAAACAAAACCAAGCGAGGGCACAAUACCAAGACAAACUUGCCAGACAGAGAUAUGAUGAUCAACUCAGGCAACAGCAAAUCCUCAAUGAGGAGAACUUGCGCAAACAAGAGGAGUCUGUCAUGAAGCAGGAGGCCAUGAGGAAAGCCACCAUUGAGCAUGAGAUGGACCUGCGGCACAAGAACGAGAUGCUCCGCGUGGAGGCAGAGGCCCAAGCUCGCGCCAAGGUCGAGCGAGAGAACGCAGACCUGAUCCGAGAACAGAUCCGUCUGAAAGCAGCAGAACACAGACAGACGGUUCUGGAGUCCAUAAAGACUGCAGGAGCAGUGUUUGGGGAAGGAUUCAUGGGCUUCGUAUCCGACUGGGACAAACUCACCGCCACGGUGGCUGGCUUUACCCUGCUGGCAGUUGGCGUGUACUCUGCCAGGAACGCCACCGGAGUGGCUGGACGCUACAUCGAGGCCCGUCUGGGAAAGCCCUCCCUAGUCAGAGAGACCUCCAGGAUCACUGUUGGAGAGGCCAUCAAGCACCCUAUAAAGACGACAAAGCGUCUAAGGAGCAGACCACAGGAUGCCCUGGAGGGAGUGGUUCUCAGUCCUUCUCUGGAGGAGCGCGUGAGAGACAUUGCCAUCGCCACUCGUAACACCAGGCAGAACAAGGGCCUGUACAGGAACAUCCUGAUGUACGGACCACCUGGGACAGGCAAGACACUCUUUGCCAAGAAACUGGCUCUCCAUUCUGGGAUGGACUUUGCCAUCAUGACAGGAGGAGACGUAGCUCCCAUGGGCCGUGAUGGGGUGACGGCCAUGCACAAGGUCUUUGACUGGGCUGGAACAAGCAGGCGCGGCGUCCUGCUGUUCGUAGAUGAAGCCGAUGCAUUCCUGCGUAAACGAUCCACUGAGAAAAUCAGCGAGGACCUCAGAGCCACCUUGAACGCAUUCCUUUACCGCACCGGAGAACAGAGUAACAAGUUUAUGCUGGUGUUGGCGAGUAACCAGCCGGAGCAGUUUGACUGGGCAAUAAACGACCGGAUUGAUGAGAUUGUAAACUUCGCCCUCCCUGGACUGGAGGAGAGGGAGAGACUGGUCCGUCUGUACUUUGACAAAUUUGUACUGGGGCCAGCCACUGUAGGCAGACAGAGGUUGAAGUUGGCCCAGUUUGAUUACGGACAGAAGUGUUCUGACAUUGCGGCGCGUGCAGUGGGCAUGUCUGGACGUGAGAUUUCCAAGCUGGGCGUGGCCUGGCAGGCUGCUGCAUACUCUUCUGAAGACGGUGUCUUGACCGAAGCCAUGAUCGAUUCUAGAGUCGAAGAUGCCAUCAAGCAGCAUGCCCAGAAAAUGGACUGGCUGCAUAUGGAAGGCGGUGGCGAAAGUAGAAAAACCGGCAUCGUGAUCCCCAAGGGAGAGGGCGCCAUUGGCUUCACGGCGGUUCUGGAAGCCGCUCCGCUGGCCCAAGCGGCCGUCCCAUUGGCCCAGGCUUCAGCCCCGCUCAUCCAGGAAGUGCUCCCAGUCGUGGAGGCGAUGAUCUCCAGUGCCCAGGCAGCAGCGGCAGCUGAGCCGGCACAGGAGGUCCAGGCAGCAGCCAUCAUUGAAGAGGCAGCCGCCCUGGUUAGAGAAGCUGCUGCUCCUGCUGUGGCCGAGGCCGCGGCUCCGGCUGAGGUGGUCGAGACCGUCGCGGAGACGGGGUCUGCUGCCCCGUUGGUCCAGGAGUUGGAGGCCGUCAAGAUGGUGCAAGAGGAGCCUGCGGCUGCAUCUGCUGUCCAGGAGGCUGUGGUGCCUGAAGUGAAGCUGGUGGAGGUGGAUGUGACGGCGGAGGUCAGGGAGGCUGAAACACUGGUAGAUGCGGCCCCCAUCAUCAAAGUUGAUGCUGCCCAGGAGAUGGAGGCCACAGCAGUAACCAAGGAAGCUGAUGCCGUUGUCGCUGAGGCUGAGCCAAUAGCAACUGAGGUUGCAAAGGAGGCUGAGCCAAUAGCAGCUGAGGUUGCGAAGGAGGCUGAGCCAAUAGUAGCUGAGGCCGCAAAGGAGGCUGAGCCAGUAGUAGCUGAGGUCGUAAAAGAGGCUGAGCCAAUAGCAGCUGAGGUUGCAAAGGAGGCUGACCCAAUAGCAGCUGAGGUUGCAAAGGAGGCUGAGCCAAUAGCAGCUGAGGUUGCAAAGGAGGCUGAGCCAAUAGUAGCUGAAGCCGCAAAGGAGGCUGAGCCAAUAGCAGCUGAGGUCGUAAAGGAGGCUGUGCCAAUAGCAGCUGAGGUCGCAAAGGAGGCUGAGCCAAUAGUAGCUGAGGCCGCAAAGGAGGCUGAGCCAAUAGCAGCUGAGGUCGUAAAGGAGGCUGAGCCAAUAGCAGCUGAGGUCGCAAAGGAGGCUGAGCCAAUAGCAGCUGAGGUUGCAAAGGAGUCUGAGCCAAUAGUAGCUGAGGUUGUAAAAGAGGCUGAGCCAAUAGUUGCUGAGGCCGCAAAGGAGGCUGAGCCAAUAGCGGCUGAAGCAGCAAAGGAGGCUGAGCCAAUAGUAGCUGAGGUUGCAAAGGAGGCUAAGCCAAUAGUGGCUGAGGUUGCAAAGGAGGCUGAGCCAAUAGUGGCUGAGGCAGCAAAGGAGGCAGAGCCAAUAGCGGCUGAGGUUGUAAAGGAGGCUGAGCCAAUAUCAACUGAGGUUGUAAAGGAGGCUGAGCCAAUAGCAUCUGAGGUUGUAAAAGAGGCUGAGCCAAUAGCAGCUGAGGUUGCAAAGGAGGCUGAGCCAAUAACAGCUGAGGUUGUAAAAGAAGCCCCUGUUGCUAAAGAGUCAGAAGCCCCCAUAACCCCGGAGACAGACGCCACAGCAGCCCCCGUAACCCCGGAGACAGAGGCCGCAGCGGCCCCCGUAACCCCGGAGACAGAGGCCACUGCUUCUAAGGUUGACACGGAAACUGUCGUUGCCAAGGACUCUGAGGCUACUCAAACUACAGCCACCAAGGACCCUGUUGCCACAGCAACUCCUGCCUCUCAGGAGGCAGACAGCAGCAAAGCUGACAAAUCUGCUGCUAAAGAUGAGGGUGGGGAUGACCCAGACAAACCAAAAGAUCCCCCGAAGAAAUGGUUUAAAUGGUGAAACCGAUGAAGCUAUGGGUCAGGAAGAAAGAAAAUGAAUUAAGAAUCAAGAAGAUGUACUGUUUUGAUGGAUUGUCUGUCAUUGUGAUUAAAGGGCUUUUGAUGUU
Molecule: messenger RNA, 3659 nt
Organism: Hypomesus transpacificus
Lineage: Eukaryota; Metazoa; Chordata; Actinopteri; Osmeriformes; Osmeridae
Product: ATPase family AAA domain-containing protein 3-like
Exons: 16
Coding region: 131-3553 (1140 amino acids)
Biological process (GO): mitochondrion organization; microtubule cytoskeleton organization
Cellular component (GO): mitochondrion; microtubule
Molecular function (GO): zinc ion binding; microtubule binding; calmodulin binding
Source: RefSeq, a predicted model, not a curated record